Molecule: messenger RNA, 1693 nt
Organism: Hippoglossus stenolepis (Pacific halibut)
Lineage: Eukaryota; Metazoa; Chordata; Actinopteri; Pleuronectiformes; Pleuronectidae
Gene: c1qtnf6a
Product: C1q and TNF related 6a
Exons: 3
Coding region: 598-1356 (252 amino acids)
Molecular function (GO): protein binding
Source: RefSeq, a predicted model, not a curated record
CUCAGUUGCCUGUGUGAUGGUUGCAUGAGCGCUGAAUGGGAGUGUUGGGAUUGAACUUCACUAGAGUCUGUUCUGCACUGUGGACCAUUAAUAUGCCGUAGAAAUGCUCCUGUAGAGUCGAAUGCAUGAUCUGCUACAUGCACACUCCAGAGCUUCCAUUGCUGCAUCUUGCCCCUGCUUGUAGUAACUUGUGCUUAUGGGAUAUACUAUAACCCAUAAGCAUAAGGUAUAUCUCUACACGUGUAUAUUAAAGUGAAAAAAACCUCAGCAUGCAUGCAGACGCCCCGAGACAGUAGAGUUCAUACAUAUAUAUGAACGUUCAGGAUCGUAUACCUUUAAUGUACAAGCUUCCAGUACAAAUGGGGUUUUCCACAUUAACAGUUAUGUAAGAUCUUCGCUCAGGAGCCAUUUCAAACCCACUGAAUGAGCGUCUGUGGUUCACUCUGCAAAUCUCUUCAGAACAUUAACACAAGCAGCAGGUUUCCACUUCACUAAUUAAAAAAAAAAACUGUGUAUUUACAUUGAAUGUGAACUUAGCAGCUGCAGAGCUGCUGAGAAAUUCCAGCAGUUCUUCGACACGUUGUUUCUACAAGGAGAAUGUACACAGUCAUGCUGGGAGUUCUCCUCAUUCUGUCCCUCUCCUCCCUGGCGGAUUUGGUGCCUCCCCCGAGGUCUCCCCCUGUCCUCUGCAGGCACUGCUGUGAUGACCUGGAGCCAGCAGAGGGCAGCGGAGAGCAGCCGAACACAGCUGGGUUCAAUCACGUGCCAGAGGUCCGCACCUACAUCAACAUGACCAUCCUCAAAGGUGACAGAGGAGAACGAGGCAACAGAGGAACACCAGGUAAAGCUGGACCCGAAGGCCCUCCAGGCUCCAGGGGGCCCAUGGGCUCAGAAGGCACUAAGGGCCAGGCAGGUCUUCCAGGAGACGCCUGUAAAGUCCAGUACUCUGCCUUCUCCGUAGGCCGUCGCAAAUCCCUGCACAGCCUGGAGUCGUACCAGGCGCUGCUGUUCGACACGGUCUUUGUCAACCUCGACGGCCACUUCAACAUGUUCGAGGGCAAGUUCCUCUGCCACGUCCCAGGGAUCUACUUCUUCAACGUCAACAUCCACACAUGGAACUUCAAGGAGACGUACGUACACAUCAUGCGGAACGACAAAGAGCAGGCCAUCGUGUACGCCCAGCCCAGCGACCGCUCCAUCAUGCAGAGCCAGAGUCUGCUGCUGGAGCUGGAGCUGGACGACGAGGUGUGGGUCCGGAUGUACAAGAGGGAGAGGGAGAACGCCAUUUACAGUGACGACGUGGACGUCUACAUCACCUUCAGUGGAUACCUCAUCAAAGGGAGUGUGGAGGACUGAUGAGCGAGAGAGAAGACGAGCUGAGGAUGUGACAGUUGGGAAGAAGAACCUUUGCUUUUUGGAGAAGAAGAAGACGUCCAGCGUGCUCCACCGAACUCUCUUUGACAAAAUGUGAAGUAAACUUAAUACACUCAUUACCACAAUGGACACCACAAAGUGCUAGAAGUUUGAAAGUACUCGUACAGGGCCUGAUCUAAACCUGCCUGUUUGAAAUGGACUGUUUUCUUAAGCUACUUCAGAAUGUAGUUUUAAAAAAGUGUGCUCAUCCUGCCUGGUUUGUCUGCAAUGAAGAUUUUAUAGUCAAUGUUUUUCAUAAAAUUAAACUGAAUUUGCUUAA